Messenger RNA from Otolemur garnettii (small-eared galago), 3415 nucleotides. RefSeq names its product WAS/WASL interacting protein family member 1 (gene WIPF1). Lineage: Eukaryota; Metazoa; Chordata; Mammalia; Primates; Galagidae. The transcript is spliced from 9 exons. Gene Ontology annotation, molecular function: actin binding. The coding region runs from base 259 to 1485 and encodes 408 amino acids. The record is from RefSeq and is a predicted model, not a curated record.
GACCACUAUAGGGAGACAACUGUUCCUAUAGACACAGGGUUGCCCUGUCUGAAGCAAGCAGCAAAACAGUCCUAUCACAUGCCUCUGACCGGUUAGAGAGGCAGUCAAAGAGGUGCCGUGAGGAAGUGUAAUGUCACAUGCAACAUUUACAGGAAGCUGGCGAGAAGACAGCAGAGGAACUUGAGAGCUUGGUUGUUUUCUGCAGAUUAAAGUAACACAGAUUUAUCUGCAAGAUUGUUGAAAGCAUAACAGUUCAAGAUGCCCGUCCCUCCCCCUCCGGCCCCCCCACCACCCCCUACAUUUGCACUGGCCAAUACAGAGAAACCUACCUUGAAUAAGUCAGAGCAGGCCGGGAGAAAUGCUCUCCUCUCUGAUAUCAACAAAGGGAAGAAACUGAAGAAGACAGUCACCAAUGACAGAAGUGCACCAAUAUUGGACAAGCCUAAAGGAGCUGGUGCUGGUGGUGGGAGUGGAUUUGGCGGAGGAGGUGGCAGCGCUGGUGGUGGCGGCGGCGGCAGCAGCAAUUUUGGAGGAGGUGGACCUCCCGGGUUGGGAGGACUAUUCCAGUCUGGAAUGCCGAAGCUGAGAUCCACAGCCAGCAGGGAUAAUGAGCCUAAAGGAGCUGGUGCUGGUGGUGGGAGUGGAUUUGGCGGAGGAGGUGGCAGCGCUGGUGGUGGCGGCGGCGGCAGCAGCAAUUUUGGAGGAGGUGGACCUCCCGGGUUGGGAGGACUAUUCCAGUCUGGAAUGCCGAAGCUGAGAUCCACAGCCAGCAGGGAUAAUGAUUCUGGAGGAAGCCGACCUCCGAUUUUGCCGCCAGGAGGAAGAGCCACGUCGGCCAAACCUUUUUCACCCUCAAGUGGCCCAGGGAGGUUCCCUGUGCCUUCUCCCAGCUACAGAAGUGGCCCCCCGGAGCCUCAGAGGAACCGAAUGCCUCCCCUGAGGCCCGACGUGGGCUCCAAGCCCGAUAGCAUCCCCCCUCCGGUACCGAACACGCCAAGACCCAUUCAGUCCAGUCUGCACAACCGGGGGUCCCCACCGGUGCCCGGCGCUCCCAGGCAGCCCAGCCCGGGGCCGACGCCUCCCCCCGUCCCUGGAAACCGAGGUCCCCUCCCACCGCCUCCUCCCAUAAGCAGAAAUGGCAGCACAUCUCGGGCCUUGCCUGCCACCCCACAGUUGCCGUCCAGGAGUGGAGUAGAUAGUCCCAGGAGUGGGCCCAGGCCCCCCCUUCCUCCCGACAGGCCUGGUGCAGGGGCACCUCCCCCACCUCCACCGUCAGCAUCAAUUAGAAAUGGCUUCCAAGAUGCUCCAUGUGAAGAUGAGUGGGAAAGCAGAUUCUACUUCCAUCCGAUCUCUGAUCUGCCACCUCCAGAGCCAUAUGUGCCAACAGCCAAAAGUUAUCCCAGUAAAUUGCCAAGAAAUGAAAGCCGGAGUGGAUCCAACAGAAGAGAAAGGGGGGCUCCGCCACUUCCUCCCAUCCCGAGGUGAUCUCUGCCUGCUAUUCUCUGUGCAAGCUCGAGAGCUGCUCCUGUCCUUGCUAUCCGAGAGUUGCACACCCUCUACCCCCUUUCUCCCCUUGUCCCCUUCCUAUUGGCAGGAGGGAGGAAAGGAGAGUGAGUGGGAAUAUGCGCGUGUGAGGGUAGGGAUCCAGUAACGAAACGCACCUAGCUUUUUAUACUGUGUAUAUUCUCAGAGCCAUUGCUUGCUUCGGCUCCAGCCCAUGUGGGCUGCUGGGAGUCUAUAGGCUUUUUUGGCAAGUAGGCAGAGAUAAAUUUUAUCCCAGCUUUCAACCAACCAAAUUCAAACAUUCACUGCUUAUUUGCUACAGACUGCGAUUAUUGAAGUCCCCAGGAGCUGUCUUCUUCCAUGCUUUUUUUUUUGUAUGCUUGGCCUCCUGUUUGUUUCCAUGAACCACAGAUCACCUAAGCAAGCUGCUGAACAAAGGCUCAAAUGAAAGUUUUGUUUGCAGCUAUAGGAUGUCCAAGCUUUGGCAGUCAGAGGUACUUAUGCUCUAAGACAGAGCUGUCCAAUAGAAAAAUAAUGUGAGCCCCAUAUACAACUUUACUAUUCUAGUAGCCAUGCUUUUUUAUGAAAGGUGCAAAGAAACAGGUGGAAUUAGUUGUGUUUUAACCUUAUUCAUCAAAACUAUCAUCACUUCUACCUGCAAUCAAUAUAAAAAAAUAUUAAUGAGCUAUUGCACAUUCUUUUUUGGUACUAAAUCUUCAAAAUCCAGCGUGCAUUUUACACUCACAGCACAUCUCCAUGAAAAUGUGACUACUCGUGUUUUAUAUGCUCAAGAGCCACUUGUAGAGGGGUGGUUACUAUAUUGGACAGCACCAGUCUAGAAGAUGAAAGCUAAUGCAAAACCUCUUGUUUAGAAAACAGAAAAGGCAAGUUGAGCUUGAGCAAUUCAAGAGGUGACUAAAAGUAAAGUUAGGGCCCAACACCUUGUUUGGUAGAUAGCUUGACCUUAGAUUUUGCUCCCGUAUUUUCCCUCUUCCCUUAAUGUCUGGAGACAAGUGUUGCUUCACAUGAGCUUCACAGUACCAAGAUCGCAGAUUGAUCUAGCACAGUUUACAGUCACAUGGAAUAAAGCCAUUGGAAAGAAACUGAAAGCCUGUUUGGGCUCCCAGGCCCAGGCCAGCUGGCUCGUGCGCUCACCUGUCAGUUGGUCUCCGGCAGCCUUUGCUCCUCUGCAGCUCAGCAGCCCCUGGACUGGGAGAGGCUGGGUGGGCUUGGUAGGAAGGGGGAAGAAAGUAAGAGAAAGGCAUCAAAUCAGAAACAUGGAGAAGAGAACAGACUUGAGCUGACAGACAAGACUCUAAAAUUCUAAAUGUGAUGUUGAUAGGGUUAAAUGAAUUAGGGAGAUUGGUGGUAGAAAUUGGAGGGAAGUUGUUUUGAAUCUGUCCAGGAGGAUCUUGUGUCUUGGAUCUAUGCAAAUAAAAGCUCCGCUAAAGGACCUUGGGGAAGAGCCAGCCUUGCCUUUUUAAAUAUGAUUUUGUUUACAGAAUUUUACUAGGACUUUGAAAUCUAGCUGUAGAGUUGGGAAUAAGUAUUUCCACUUAGAUGUUUUAUAUGGUUGAUUAUGUUUAAAAGUUAUCAUUACUUAUUUUUUAAAAGCACAUGACCACAUAUGUAUAUGUAUAUCUACCUAAACAUUGUAUCACAGUUUCAGCGUAUUAUUCAUGUAUUCCUUGGAGUUGCUAACAAGAAGUCAAUCCAAAGAAAAAUUUGAAAGACACAUUCCUAUUUAUAGAAUAAAUAAUUUUGUUUCAUUUAUAUAAAAGCAUAAGAACUUAGAGUUCUAAUAAAUGGGAUGUCUAAUAAAUUAUGAAGUUACUGAUUUGAAUAUAUUGUAUUUUUAUAACUUUCCUUGCCAAAGUUCUGGGCUUAGUACAUUAGAGAGCUUGCUGUUUCC